Molecule: messenger RNA, 3052 nt
Organism: Pogonomyrmex barbatus (red harvester ant)
Lineage: Eukaryota; Metazoa; Arthropoda; Insecta; Hymenoptera; Formicidae
Gene: KrT95D
Product: phosphofurin acidic cluster sorting protein KrT95D
Biological process (GO): protein localization to plasma membrane
Source: RefSeq, a predicted model, not a curated record
AGAGACGUGGCGCCACGGGGCCAACCCGGAAUCGCCCGUCGGCGUCGGCGAGGCUUUCCGCGUUGGGCCGCGUUCUUCACUGUUCUUCACGGUCAUUGAUAGUAGUCGUCCGCGAGCAGCCGCGGGACGUGGUGAGACGUAGGUGUUGCGCGUGUGUCUCGUGGGCCGUCAGGGCCAAAAAUGGCGGAACGGAUGAAGGUGACGGCCCCGGCCACUCGGCCCGUUCCCAUGAAGCUAUUUGCCACCUGGGAGGUGGAUCGUACUCCCCCGAAUUGCAUACCCAGGCUGUGUUCCCUGACGUUAACUCGAUUAGUGAUACUCCGACCGCUCGGCUCGGAUCUAGCGUCCAUCAGCAUCGCGGUCAAGAUGCAGAGCUCCAAAAGAACUUUGCGUUCCAACGAGAUGGCUAUACCCACCGGUGGCAUACUCGACACGGAGCUGGAAUUGCAAUUUGCCCUUCAGUAUCCGCAUUUUCUCAAGAGGGACGGCAACAAACUCUUGAUAUUAUUGCAGAGGCGAAAGCGAUAUAAGAAUCGUACGAUGCUCGGAUACAAGACGCUCGCGGAAGGGAUCGUUAACAUGGCGCAAGUGCUACAAAAGCAAAUGGAUCUCGAAUUGGAACUGAUAUCGGAUAAAGCAGAGAAGUACGGUGGUCACGCGGUUCCACUGGCGCGUGUGAGCGUUGUUGCCCUAAGUUCCCAGCCGGUUGACCAUGAUAAAAGACUGACGAUUGAUCCCAACGAGAGGCUAUGUCCAGAAUUCAGCGACGAAGAGGAAGAAUUUAGCUCGGAGGGCGAGGCGGAAGGCAGCGAUAGUGAGCCUACGUUAGAAGUACAUAGGCGAAAGAGUCGUGGAAAAAUCCCACCAAAUGCCAGGCAAAGAAAUUUAAAGCAAAAGUUUAUAGCUCUGCUAAAGCGAUUUAGAGUAUCCGAGGAGUUGGAGCAUGAUCAAGAGGAAAUUGGGCAGAAACUUUCGGGCGGUGAUAUGGAAAUAGAAGAAUUAUUUGAUGAAUUAGAAGACUUGUCGGACAGUGGACCAGAAUUGGAUACCAUGUCUGUUAGUAGUACACCGAAGCCAUCGCUAAGACCAUUUUUCAGCUCUAGUCGAUCUCUCCUCGCGCCACCUCACUCUGUAGUAACCAACGAGGACACUGGAACUGUCUCAGCGACUACCACAUGUCAACAGCUCGCGGGUCAGCCGACUAAAGAGAAACAUCGUAUCGGACACACAACUCCGGAACGCGGAGUGGACAGACAGAGCGAUGAUAGUUCUCGAAGGGCCGACAGCGAUUCCCACCCUGAAAAUUGGACAGAUCACGAAGCAAACGAUCCGCCAAAUUACAUGGCGGGUUCACCACCAAAGUCAACAGAGCAGCCUAACAAAAGCGAGAGCUCCGAAAGGAGAAGUAGACUCUUUGCGCGUGAUAGAGGAACGCCUGGCAGUAAUAAAUCUAAGAAACACAGUCUGAGCGUCGAUUUGAAACCUUCGACCGAUUUGAAUAACACAGAGCCGAGAAAAGCUUUAGUCGAACAGCUAAGUCGAGUAUUACCAGAUGAUAGUUUACCAGAGGCUGUGUCGCUGGUAUCCAUAGCGGAUCCCGGUGGUGCGGUGCUUGCCACAAAACUUCAAGAAAGAAACCAUAAAGUUUUAACAACCGCUUCUCCGGCUGAUAUACGUGCAACAUUCACGUGUUUAGUCACGCGGAUACAAAAAUUUUGCAACAGCUCUGCCAAACCACCGGCACCUAUAAAAGUAGUUAUCGCUGGCGGAGAUAGUUUUAUAAACGCCGUUCUUCGUCAUUAUGUCGAUUUAUUGAGCUUCAGACCGCCAGAUUGGCAGAAUUAUAUGAAAUUCUUAGUGGUGCCGCUCGGUUCGAACACAUUAACGAGAUAUCUUAGUUCUAUCGACGCAAAGUAUUCCAAACUCUUCGGGGACGAAUGGAAGGAACUUUUAGAGAGAGAAGGCGGAGGAUCGAGCGAAGGCGCGGCACGAGUUUCGGAAUACCUAGCCACCGCAAAUACGGUUCUACUAUUACCCAUAGCAGAAGCCAUGGUUACAUACAGGGAAACAGACGAUAGUAGCCAAAUUUUUAUUCCCUUUAUAAAUGAUGUUCGCGUGGGUUGUCCAGAAAGCACUUCUUCCGCUUCUGUUGAUCUGGAAGAAAGUAAUGUUAGCAUGUCCGGUUCUCCACCUUCCUUACCACCUCCAAAUUUGCCGGUUCCAACUCCUGGAAAGUUGACACCACCUAGUAGUCCUAAUGUGGGCCAACCAGCAAGGGAAGGAUGGGAACCGGUGGAGUUGCAGAUAGAUUAUUGGAGUAAACAGACUCAAGGAGAAAAGGGAAAGAGCACGUUACGUCAAGCUUUUAGAUCGUUGCAUGUACAAAGACUUCCUUCACUAGGAGAAAUUCCAGGACAUCAUUUAUCUAUGAAUUUCACAACAAAAGAAAAAAAGCAAAAAAUAAUGAGAUUAGGCAAGAAGAAGGAAAAAGAAAAAGAAAAUGAACCAAAGAGUCAAUCGGUGGAUGGCAUGACACGUCUCAUAUGUUUUGUGAAAACUCACAACAUUCCAUUAAGAGUGAGUAUUGAUGGUACCGAAUGGUAUGGUGUAAAAUUCUUCCAACUAUCGGCGCAAUGGCAAACGCACAUCAAGACAUUUCCAAUAGCGUUAUUGGAAUAUAGUCAACAGCAAACCUCGUCUACUACGUAAAUCUAAAUUCCCGUUAUUACAAUUAUAAUUACAAUUAAGGCUUUUAGCGACUUACGUAUUUCGCAUCAUUAUUGAUAACAAUAAUGUUUGACUCAUUUUAUAUGCAAAUGAUAACCAUCCGAUAACCAUCAACUUCUUAAGACUGCCCAGUGAAAAAUAAACAGAUAUGAGAAUUUCGAUACUCAAAAUACUAAUAUUGCAUUCACUGUACUAUUUGAUAAUAGUAAGAAAAAUAUUUUAACAUUUGAGAUGAUAUCUCUAUAUCAUACAAAAAAUGUAGGUAAAAAUGUAUGUGUUGCAUAUAAUACACAUAUUAUAACACGUGUUUACAAAUAUACCAAAA